AAACAAGAUGGCGCUAUAGCGUGAUGCUGUUUAUGACGUAUUUUACAGUUGUAUACAGUGUUAUAGAUACAUACAGCUGUAUAUUUUUUAUUCACUAUUGUGCAUAAUUAUCACAUUGUAGUCGAUACACAUUUAUUUUGAAAAUGAAGAAAUCACCAUUGAAUUCUCCAUAUGAUGGUCGUGCAUAUGGUGCAAGGUCUACGCCGUAUUGGAAAUUACAAGAAAAUGCGAAUAGUAGAGGUUAUCAAGGUGUUGAGAACAAUAGUUAUCAUCGUUUAUCUGUAAAUAAUGGUCCACAAACUUGCGGGGGUGAUUUUAUUCCUUUAAACAUUAGCACACCUGUAGGACAGCAUAGAAAGAACAAUGCUAAUCAGUAUAACACUGGAUGCAGUAGUCCUCGUGGUGGAUGGAGAAACAGAAAUAAUUAUCAGAACACUCCAAAAUCAAACUGCAAUAAUAGGUAUACUGCUUACAACCAAUUUUAUGGACAGAAAUCAAAAGGUUUCAAAGGAGGACAAAGGCAAGCGAAUAUAUCAGCAUAUGUUGAUAUUAAUUCCUUUUUCGAAGAUCCUUGGGAAGGUUUAAUGAAAAAAUUAAAUGAUUCGAAUCAUAAAAGUGAAAUGCUUAACGAUAAAUCUCUAUCUAAUCCAAAAUUAGCUGAUAGUGAUUCUGUAGAAAAGUUUGAUAGCAAACUUCAAGAGGACACAAAUUUGAAUAAUUCUCAGUACAAUCAAAAAUCUGAAAAUGAAUCUUCUAAUGCUACAAGUUUUAAUACAGAGAAUACAGAUCUCAGUCAAGUAUCGAAGAGCAAUAGUUCAAUAGAUUUAGGUGCUGAUACUUGAUUUAAUCAAGAUUUACUGGAUGAAAGUACAUGUACCAAAAAAAAGUUUAUGGAGUUGUAUAAGAAAAGAAUAUAAUAUUUAUUCAAAUGGAUUAUUGUCAGAUACUAAUAAAAAAAAUGUAUAACAAUGAUAAAGAAUGAAGGUUGUUGUACAUAUGAUUGUAUACUUGUAUAUAGGUGUUAUACAUGUGGCAUUAAUGAAUUAAUAAUAGAUAAAACAUAAACAUUCUUUUUUUAAAGAUGCAAUUUUUUUCUUGGGAAUAAGUUAAUCAUGAAACUAUUCGAAAUGCGCGCACGUGAUAUUUUAUACAACGUGUACAACAUAUUUUAUUGUCUUGCAGAUUAUUUUCACAAUUUGGCUGUGAAAAGAAUUUAGUUUAUUCGACAAUUAUAUGUGCAAUUUUAUAGUACAUAUUCUGAGUCUACCAAACAUGUAAAAAUUUUUAUUAAAACGGGAAAACAGUAAAUAUCAAUUCAUUACUAGUAAAUUAAACUAUAAAUUAUUCAUGGAAGAAUUGGUCAAAUUGUAAAAUUUAAAAUAAAGCAUCUGUAAAAUUUAAAAAUGUAUGUAUAAAUAUAAAAUUUGUUUAUAUUGUUAGUUUUAGAUUUCUAAAGUCUUUGUUGACUAAUUGAAGCAGAGCUUAGAUUAAUUCCUCAUUCAUUUGCGUAAAUAGUUUGCAUUUAUUUGUAUUAUUUUUAUAUGGCAAAUCUAUCAUCUAAGAUGUAUUAAGGUAUAACGGCAAUAUGUUUUUUUUAUAUAUCUUCGUUUUAAAUUUUAAGCAAAUUAAUUUUACGUUAGAUUUCUUGAUAUUGUUCAAUAGAAAUAUUGAAAAUUUAGGCAAAAAGAAAUUUUUGCUGAAUACUGGCCUUACACUUAUCUUUCAUUAGAUAUUUUUAAGAAUCUAUUUCUGUUUGAUUAAAUUACUGAUUUAAAUAUCAUAAUAAUUAAAUAUAUCUUAUGAUUAAAUAGUAAUUAAUAUAUAAGUUAGUAAUGUAAGAAGUAAAUGUACAUGUAGAUCUUAUUUUGACUGUACCAUGAAUGUAAUGUGCUACAAUAUAUUGCUGGAAUAUAUUACGACUAUAUUUUAAUGUUACAUUUUUGGAACUAAGCAAAUAAAAACGAGAUUUUAGCUUUUA
Molecule: messenger RNA, 1978 nt
Organism: Linepithema humile (Argentine ant)
Lineage: Eukaryota; Metazoa; Arthropoda; Insecta; Hymenoptera; Formicidae
Source: RefSeq, a predicted model, not a curated record